Messenger RNA from Angiostrongylus costaricensis, 501 nucleotides. The record is from the annotation of a GenBank genome assembly. Lineage: Eukaryota; Metazoa; Nematoda; Chromadorea; Rhabditida; Metastrongylidae.
AUGCAGCCAAAGGUGAAACUCACACCACGUAAAAUAGGCGUUCAAGGGCCUUCUAUGCGACGAAAGGAGCCAACGAAAAUGUCACAGUUCAGUCGUGAGGAGUUAUCUGAACUGAAGCGUCUGAGCGCUAUGUUACCACCACGCGCUGCCAAAGAACAAGAUCCAGCACAACUCGUCCUCAACGCUGCGAACUACAUUCAACAACUUGUUGCCACUGUACGUGCUCGGGUCAAUAAAGGAACUCUACCAAUUGGCACUGAACUAACUCUGAACGUGAACAGGAUCACAAACGUUCCACACACUGGUCUAACCCAAGCGAUGGACAUGGAGAGCGGCAUUAAGGUCUUUUUAGUUUCGAAAUAUGUGCCAAUAUUAUGCACAAUUUAUGCUAGUGGUUGGGAUCGAACGGAUCUACUGAUUGCGCAAUGCGAGGCACCUGUAUGUAUUCUUAGCAAAGCGGUUCGAGUUACUAGAUCCUCAUUUACUAUCGAUGACGUCUAA